CGCGGCCGCGCGCUCCCAGAAGAGGCGGCGGCGGCGGCGGCGGCGGCGGCGGCGGCGGCGGCGGCGGCGGCGGCGGCGGCGGCGGCGGCGGCGGCGGCGGCGGCGGCGGCGGCCCCGGGCGGCCCCGGGCGGACCAAGCGGACCCGAUCGACCGGAGGCGAGGCGAGGCACGCGCUGGGCGGCGGCGGCGGCGGCGCGCCCUAUGGAGGCUUUCCCCGGCGGCAAGCUGGAGCAGCACCGGCACCUCCCGCCCGGGGAGCGCCUGCCAGGCGCCCGCUACGGCGCCCGCGGCCACAGCGGCUGCGGGAACGUGUUCAACUCCUGGAACGACUACCUGGGGCUGGCCACGCUCAUCACCAAGGCCGUGGGGCCCGGCAAGGGCUUCGGCGCCGAGCCGCCCUCCGUGGUGGUGGCGGCCGCCGUGCCGCCGCCCGAGGAGGAGGAGGAGGAAGAGGAGGAGGAGGAGGCGGCGGGGCCGUACUUCGAGGGCGCGCUGGACUUGCACGACCUGGAGCUGUGCGGGCACCACCACCACGGCGAGGGUCUGCUGGAGGAGCGCUUCGCCCACUUCAGCCCCUUCCCCGGGCGCGGCGGCCCCGCCGCCGUCGUCUUCGGCUGCUCGGGCGAGCACCCGGGCCGGGAGGGCUCGCCGCACGCCUGGGGCGGGCUGGUGGUGGCGGGGCGGCUGCCGGCGCACCCGCGGGCCGCCGCCCGCCUGCUCAAGCCCGAGCUGCAGGUCUGCGUCUUCUGCCGGAACAACAAGGAGGCCGUGGCCCUCUACACCACGCACAUCCUCAAGGGACCCGACGGGCGCGUCCUCUGCCCGGUGCUGCGGCGCUACACCUGCCCCCUCUGCGGCGCCAGCGGGGACAAUGCCCACACCAUCAAGUACUGCCCCCUCUCCAAAAUGCAGGCGGCCAGACAGCUCAAACACGCCCGGACCGCCCUGGGCAAGAAGGUGCGCUAGGCGCGGCCGGGGGGGCGAGCGGCCGGACAGCGGUGCCCCGCCGCCCAGGAGACCCCUUCCUGCUCUUUUUCUUUUUAGGAUUGUCGUAAAAGCGGAUUACGUUUUGUUCUUUAACACAUUAAUAUAUUAAACGCGGAGACUAGAGUGUGAGAGUCCCCGGGCUGGUGUCUUGCAGCGGAUAGCUUCUAGUUUGUGCGCUUGGCGUGCGGGGAGCCCAGCGCGGAGCCUAACGCUAUGUCAUGGUAACUGCGCCGUUUAGAUGCACUGUAUUUGUUUAUGGUAUAAAUACAUAUAUGAUUUUUUAAGAAAACGGGUUUACGACGAGAUCUAAUGGCGAGCCGUGCCGGGGCGGGCGGCUAAGGGAAGCGCUUGACAGUGCGCUGCGCCGGCCGCUGCGCUGGGGGGGCGGCGGGCCGCGGCUGCCCGGGCCCCGGCGGGGGAGGCGGGCCCGUGUCCCCGGGCGUGCGGCGGGGCGGCGUCGCCCUCUGCUGCCUUCGCGCCCGGCCGCCGCGCUCACCGCCCGGCGCGGCGCAGCCCAGCCCCGGGCGGCCCCUGCCCCGCAGGGGACAAGGCUGCGGCCGCCCUCGCCCCGCGGCGGCCCGCUCCGGACCUGUGCGCGGCGCUGCUUUCCUCCGCCUGGGCCCUGCUUGCUUGUUCAGCCUGGCCCAGCAGCAUCUGCGCUGUGUGCCAAAGCUGGUGUUUUCCCGGUUAGUAGCAGUGUACUUAAUUAUGGUAUGACAUGGUGCAUUUCAGAUCUUAAACUAAACAGCUGAGUGAUUUCCUCCACUGAGCUCAAAACCAGGUAGCUGGUUGUGGUCAAACCUGUAUUUGGUUACUUAGUUGGUAAUUAAUACCCCUGCCACUAAAUUGCAGUGUCCUAAGUGCCCCACGGUUAAGCUUGAAUUAUUCUGCUGGUGAGUGUGGCUGGCUCUGAUCUUGCAAAAUGGGUAUCAGGCACAGGUUUCUGUGUCUGAUACUGAGCUUCAGGGAAGGUCUAAGAAGAAAAGGUGUGAAAGUACUUGAUGAAUAUGUAACAGGUCUAGGCAGGGGUGGAAACUGAGCCCUUGCUACAGAAGGAAAGGCAAGAGAUGUGGCAGAAGACAAGCUUUAAUGCAGCUUGUGUGUGAUGAAGAAUGAGAAGCUGAUGGAAGGCCUUUGAAGGGAAAAGGGACAUGGUCAAAGCAGAAGGCAGUCACCACCAGAACUGCAGAUAGACAUCAACAACAGAAGGUUAUAUUUGUCAAGGCCAGAGAGAAGAACAUGGCUUUAAGUCAUUGUAAGAUGGGAGAGAUCUACCUAUGUCAUUAACAAAAAUAUCCCUAAUGCUACACAGACUGUACAAAAUGUAAGACUGAAGCUGAAGACCAAGGAAAGAGUUCUGAAUCCUAGGUCGUGCCAGUUUCUUGACAAGCAGGGCUGUGUUGCCUCUAGUUCUCAAGAGACCAGGAAUUGUUUUUAUUGUGACUAGAUGGCAGGACAAGAAGAAGUAGGUUUGCAGUUUGGUUAGAAUGAGUCCCCCAGAGCUGAAAGGCUGGUGUAUGCAAGUUCUCAGUGCAGAGAGGGUUGUGCUGUAGAUGACUUUACCUAGAGUUGGGAUAGAGAAGGGAACCCAGGGGUUGCCCUGCCAAAAAGCUAUCAUCAGACAAGGGAGGUGAUGAAAAACUUAUGCAAGAACAAUUAGGGAAUCACCAGGAAAAGGAGGGGGGACAGGUGCAGAGAGAAAAGAAAAAAGGGAGCUAGGGAAGUGAGGUUAUAUGCAUUUGUGUGGACUCCUUUUGAGAAGCUGCUCAACAGAGAAUGGGGGGAGGAUAGCAGGAAGCAGGACAGUCAAGAAUGGAGUCAAAAGGUGUGCAAAAUAGGCUGGAAAGGAAGGCUUAAGAUUCAUUACUUGUGACUGCUAUUGACUGGCACAACUGCAGCCCUGAGGAUAGAGAAACUGAAUCUAUACGGAAGUAUUCUCUUGAUCUUCACCAAACUCAUCCCUUAGAUAGCAUUAAGUCUAAUUAUCAAAUGUAAAGGGACUUGCACCUUACAGCAGCUACAUUUUCCUUAUCCUAAAGUUGCAUAUUGUGUUUGUUCUGUAGGGCUUGCAUUACAGACUCUUCUAAGCUGCUAAAGUUUAAUUAGAUUUUGUAAUGUCAAGUCCACAUAGGUUUAAUCUGUAUCAACCACCAAUUAGAAUCAAGCUUGAAUGUAAUGCUAUGGAGAGAAUUUUCUUUCAUGUUUUUGUUACCUUCUCGUAAAAUUUUGAAGCUCAGUGUGUGUAUUUUAACCCAGAUGGCUGUUAAUGGAGACAAAAGCAAGAAAGAAACAUCAUUGGAAAACACCUUAAAAUUUUUCUUAAGGGAAAUACUGACAGGGCUGUGUUGGAGGUGUCCCUGAUGGUGCUUGUGAUGCACCUGAAUUAAGCUCCCUUGUUCUAAGAGAAUGCCUGGGAUUCAUCAAGACAGCAAAAUAUCCCCCUGCUUUGAAGGGCACUAACGGUUUUUGGCACCUGCUCCUCCCCUCCACCUGCCGAAGAACACUGCUGCUGUAUCUUAAAAGCUUCUGCUCCUGCAUAUGACUCCUGACUCCUCUCUUGUUCUACGUGCGUACUUACACGCUUGCGGGGGAAAGGCUGAGAGCUGCCUGUCAUAGGCACUACACAAUAUUAAGCAUGUGAUCAAAGUAUUAACAGGAGAAAGGCAAAUGUUGCACACAUCCUCCAAAAAAAAGGUGAAAAGGACAAUCCAGGAAACUACAGGCCAGACAAUCUCACUUUGGCCAUGGAGCAAGUUAUCUUGGAGCAUGUUUCUAAGCACAUGAAGGAGAAGGUGACUGUGCACAGUCAGCAUGGAUGUACCAAGGGUAAAUCAUGCCUGACCAACCUGACUGCUUUCCAGGGUAGAAUAACUGGUUUUGUGGACAAGAAGAGAGCCAUGUCUGUUAUUUCGCUUGACUUCACCAGGGCUUUCAACACUGUCUACCGCAAUAUUCUUGUAUCUGCAUUAGGAUGUUACAGUCUGGAUAGGUGGGCAACCAGGUGGCUAAAAAGCUGGCCGGACACCUUCAGGCUCAAAGGGUCAUGGUCAAUGGAUUGUACUCAACCUUCAGUGGACCCCACAGGGGCCCAGCCUGGGACCUGGCCUCUUUAACAUCUUUAUCAGUGACCUACAGGCAGUGACAGAGUGCACUCUCAGCAAGCUCACAGAUGACACCAAACUGGGAUGAUCAGUCAGCACAGGCAAGGGCAGGGCUGCCAUCCACAGGGACCUACCCAGGCUGCAGGAAUGGGCUGAUGGGAACAGCAUGGAGAAAUGCAAAGUCCUGCACUGCUAAGGAAGAACUCCUUGCAACGGUACAGCCAGGGAGCUGACUGGCUAGGGAGCAGCUCUGCUGAAUAAGACCAGGGCUCCUGGCAGACAGCAAGCUGAGCAUGGGCUAGCAGCGUGCCCAGGCAGCAAAGGCCAGAAGCACCCUGGGCUGUAUGGACAGCAGCAGGGCCUGGAGAUUGAGGGAAGCCUCAGGGCCCUCUAUCCAGCACCCACUGGACUACAUCUGGAUACUGUGCCCAGUUUUGGGCCCCUCCAACACAGCAAAGACAUUGAUAAACUGGAGCAAGUGCAGCAGAGGGCCCCCCCGAAUGGUCAGGUGCUGGAGCACUUGCCCUGUGAGGAGAAGCUGGGGGAAAUGGGGCUUGUUCAGCCUGGAGAAGGAAAGGCUUUUGAGGGAGACCUAACUGCAACCUGCCAGUACCUAGGGGGAAGUUAUCAAGAAGAUGGAACCACACUCUUCACAGUGGUGCUUGGGCAAAAGGACGAGACAACAGGUAGACGCUGAAAAGAGAGGAGUUCAAGCUGGAUAGAAAGAGAAACCUUUUUCCUCAUGGGGCAGUCAAGUACUGGAACAGAUUGCCCAGAGGUUGUGCAGUCUCCCUCCUCAAAGGUUUUCAAGGCCAGACUGGCUAAAGCCCUGAGUAACAUGGUCUGAUUUCACCCCAGGAGGUUGGACAACAGACCUCCUAAGGCCCCUUCUAACCAGAAUUAUCCUAUGAUCCUAAAACGCACAAUUUAAGGACAGCAACAAGUAGCUGAAUAGCAGCAGCACCCACUAUCCCACAUCUAAUAAGCACUCUCUGUUACUGGAUAGAUCCCAUUCUCUGAUUCCAUCCUUUACAGGAUUGUAUGAGGCACACAAACCACAAAUUCAUCUUGCUUAGAAAAACACUAAUGCUCUGAAGGAAUUCUAUGAUUUAGCAAGCAAAGAAGUGGACAGGCUCCAAAGGCACAAACAUCUGGCACUCACAGAAGAUGACUAUGAGACCAAGAGCUGAGAAGUGACUAGGAUCUGGAAAACUCAGGGGAGGGCAGGAAAAGAACAGGAAGAGGAGUAUUACAACUUAUGUUCACACAUGUUAAAAUUCAAUAAGGUUUCUCAGAAAGAAACUCUGUCCCGUUUUGUCACAUUGUUUUUCAACUGGUACAGAAACAGGUAGGCAUACAGACAGUUAUUAAAUUCUUGUUCUGCAUUAAAGUACAUUUCAGCAAGUUAUUAAGAAGUCAAGACGCUAUAGAAGCUAAUUCCAGAAGUUGUUUAUUUAUCAUUGAAGAAACACACAGCAGCAAGUUCUGUGUUGGCUUCAGUAUGGCCAGAUAGUUAAUCAUUGUUACUGCACCCCAAAAUUGAAGUCAACACAGCCAUUACUACAAACCACUUUUUUGGAAAGGGAAAGAAUGUACCCUGAAGACAAAGAAUUUGGGGGGGGGGGGGGGG
Dromaius novaehollandiae (emu) is the source of this 5719-nucleotide messenger RNA. It is a transcript of the gene NANOS1, whose product is annotated as nanos C2HC-type zinc finger 1. The transcript has 2 exons. Bases 203 to 967 code for a protein of 254 amino acids. Gene Ontology annotation, cellular component: perinuclear region of cytoplasm. The record is from RefSeq and is a predicted model, not a curated record. Gene Ontology annotation, biological process: oogenesis; negative regulation of translation. NCBI's taxonomy places the organism in Eukaryota, Metazoa, Chordata, Aves, Casuariiformes, Dromaiidae. Gene Ontology annotation, molecular function: mRNA binding; zinc ion binding.